ACAGGCGAGUGACGGAUCAAAGUAGCUCUCUGAUUAGCAGACACCGAAUAAUACUUCUGCUAGAAAAUGACAGAGAGUCAAGUUCGUCAGAAUUUUCACAAAGAUAGUGAAGAUGCCAUUAAUAAACAAAUAAAUAUGGAACUUUAUGCAAGCUAUGUGUAUUUGUCAAUGGCUUACUACUUUGAUCGUGAUGAUGUUGCGUUACCUGGUCUACACAAGUACUUUAAGCAAGCAUCAGAGGAAGAAAGAGAGCAUGCUACAAAGUUUAUGAAAUACAUGAAUAAGCGUGGAGGUCGAAUUGUUCUCAGCUGUAUUAAUGCUCCAGAUUACAACGAGUGGGGAACAGCAGAAGGUGCAAUGCGUGAAGCAUUGCAGCUGGAGAAAAAAGUAAACCAGAGUCUCUUGGAUCUCCACAAAAUUGCCACAGCUCAUGAUGAUGCUAAUCUUUGUGACUUCUUGGAGACAGAAUUCUUACAAGAACAAGUGGAUUCUAUUAAAGAUAUUGCAGAUAAGCUCACAAAUAUUUGCCGUGUAGGCGAAGGUUUAGGAAUUUUUGUAUUUGAUAGAGAAUUACAUUAAGAUUUAAAAUUAUCGAUCUUCACUUGGUACUGCUUUACAUUUGUGCAUCAUAGUAUCUAGUCAGUUCUCAUAAAUUUCAAGCCAUAAAGCUGUUCUACUGCUGCACAUUAUACUUGUCCUCAUUUCUGAGGGCUAUUGAAGUGUUUGUCAACAGCCACAAAUGUUAUUGGUAUUUUACUUUGUAGUUUUAAGUAAGGCAAUUGUACAAUUAUGUAAAAACUGUUAUUUUAUUGAACAGAUUACUAUUUAUGUACAAAGAUUUUUUUAUCUUUUAUAGAUUUUUAAAAUUUUAUAUUUUUAUGUUUAUAUCCUUAUAUUCCUGUCACAGAACAUAUAUUGUUUUUUAAACCUAAGGCAGUUAAUUUGGGUUCAUAAUCACAUUCCUCAGACCUGAAUACACACAGUUUGCUAAUCAUAUUGAGUGGGCAUGUGUAAAAUUUAAGUACCACAAUGCACAGUUAUAAUAAACAUGCUGAUUCUCUGAAGAAACAAUCCAAUAUCUAUCUGUGAUGUUUUUGGUCUAUCUAAUUGAACUUCUUGUGUGAUCUCAACAAAUUAAAUACUUUCUCAUUUUCAUUAUGCUCUUCUGUGAAUGCAUUGAUGAAAAUGACGGCAGCCAUUUGUAUAUCUCCCUCAAAAUACUUCUUAAAAAGGUUUGUAUCAAUAUUUGAAUUAUACUUGAAUAUAAUUACAUUCCUUCCUGGAUUUUCCGUUGCUUGUUGUAAAAAGUUUUUCUUAUUUUUAUUAUUAUUUUUUUAGUCUUAAUACAGAACUAUCACAUUGUUGCCCUGCAUUUAGUUUUCCCUCAGAAUUUCAUGGCAUGAACACAAUGUCUUCAUAAACUGUAAAUGGUGCCUACUUCUCAAAGCAUCAUGCCACUGUUCCUUGUGUUGUUUGCGUGUUCACUAUCUGCCAGACCAAUAAGUGACAACUAGCUAAUACAAAUAGCUCUUUUUCCUGAAGCACAAUUUCACCUUGUUCAUCAAAAGGAACCUGCACCAGCCUUACUAUGAACACAGUGAUUACGACUUGAUUUGGCAUUCAGUGAAGUUUGAGUCGUGCUUUUAUGCUUCUGUCCUUAGUAGAACAAAUCAGAUGUUGCUUCUGUCAGUUUCACUUCCACUUAUUUUUCUAGUUUAAUAUGCUCCUUCAGAGAGUCAGCGUGUGCGCGCCCACACAUGAAGUGCUUGAUUUGUGCCACUAUGCCGGAGCAGUAUAUGAAAAAAUAAGCAUUAAAAUAACAGUUUAAGACAUCUAAAUUUAAGAAAAAAAGGAACCCCCGAAGGUCACAGUACUUUAUAUACAUGUAUGAUGACGUUUAUUUGGCUUAAUGUGACCAUAGCAUUUUUAUACAAGAGACUCAAUAUGACUGUCAAACUAUAUGUACUCAAGUCUGAACAUUAUUCCCAACCAAAAUUAAUUACCUGAUGAAUAAAGAAAAUAUGUUGUGUAACUGGAAUAAAAUAAUGUAGAAAUACCUUCUUAGAUCACUAGAAAAAUUUUGCUGUGAUGAUUUUGUUGCAAUUAAUGAAUAUUGUUAUGUGUGUAACUGAAAUGCAGUAUUAUUGUGUUGUUAAAUUAUUUUAGCAACAUUCAUUUUAGCUCUAGGGCCGAACAUUUAAUUUGGAAAACUAAAGAAACAAGAAAUCAUAUGACCUAAAAAUUCUUAUUCACAUUGCAAUAGCUUUAAUUUUGUAGUAUUUAUUUUAAUAGACUGGUUUCUUGCUAGAUUUAUGGUAUUUUCAUAUGUAAUAUAAUAGCAAACAGUCUCCAGUUAUAUUCAGGUUUUGUAUUCUUCUUAAUGCAAAAUAACUUCAUCAUUUAUAAUUGCAAAACCACCACUCUGUGCAGUGAGCCAGUUUGUGAAAACCAAGUUACCUUCUGUCAGUCACAUAACCUCCACAUACAAGAAUGUAUCUUUAAUAGUGUUGUCGGCAAGAGUUCACACAGUAUGCCAUUAAGUGAAUAAUAUUAAACUAGAAGUUUUGAGUUCAGCAAUAAUUGCAUAAACUGAUAAUGAAUUCUUAUCAUUACUUCAAUAUUUCUACCAUGGUUUCUUUUGUCUGUGGGAAUUUAGCUGUAAAUGUGCCAUAAUGAAGAGCUUCAUUAUAUUUAUAAUGCUAUUUAUUUUCAUUAUUUAAUAGUCCCAUGAUAUUACUGGUGAAAUUGACUGAUUCUUGAGUAAUAGCAGCUAAAUGAAAUACAUUUUUGCUUUUCUUUUAGUUUGUGUUGUGGAGAUAAUAUUCAUUACAAAGCAUGUUGAAACUGAGUACAGCUUUCUCUUUAAGAAUUAUGUGUGUGUUUGAUACUUAAUGUUUAGAAUAAGAUUUUUAAUUACUUCCUUUUAUCACCAUCUGACAGUGUUUUUUGCUUGUAAAUGUAACUACUGUAAUGUUUUGUGCAUUCAAGACAUCUCAAAGUUACGAAGCUUCCUAUUUACAGAUAUGAACUGUGAUAUGACGUGUAUUGUUGAGGUGCUUGAUUUGCAGAGUCUGUAUAAAUAAGAGUCUGUAAAGGUAUGGCUAAGAUUUUAUUGAGAUGUAUUAUUUUAGAUACUGUAAUAAUCUAGUCAUUUAACUGUGAUAUUAAUAAAAUAACAAUCAGUGUUUAGAAAUGCUGAUCCUUUCAUCUGGCAUUUGAGAAAAGAUAAAGAAACAAAUAAAUAAAUAAUAAAUGUUGAGGUGCAACUUAUCUUUCAGUAAACAUGACUUUUCAUAUACUCAUUAGGGAGCAGGCAGUGUUUCAGUGUAUUUGUCGACAAAGAAAAAAGUGUAUACUUUAGAUGAAACAAGAGAAUGAGUACAGAUGUGAUACAAUACAACAAGAGUUCACACUUUCAAUCAAAGUUGGUAACUGGUCCUUUUUACCUUCCUCAGCUGCCUUUGCUACACCCCUGUCCUUUCUCAUAUUUGAUCGGAAGCUGUUCUUGGUUCUGAGAGUUGCAAAUACCUGCAGAGCUAUUUGUUGUCUCCAUUUACUGAAAAAUAUGCUUAAUGGAUAUCAGAUGAGAGGGUUCAUUUCUUCACCUGGAUGGUACAUUCCUCCAUAUUCAAUGCUAUAAGCAAAUACAAGUGACAAAACUGAAUUAUAUGUUGCUGAUGGACUGUAUUUUUUAAAUAACAAGCUGCUACAUCACAGUAUUUUCAUUUUUAUAUGUACAUGUUAAAUAAAAUACAUGUGAUUCAGUACCAUUGAAUAUAUAAUCACUGAGGUGUGUGUGUGUGUGUGUGUGUGUGUGUGUGUGUGUGUGUGAGCGAGCAUCCAUUUUAUCAUAUACAAUCAUAUAGGAGUUUUCAUGUUACAUUAUAUGAGAUUGUAAUUAUACAGUAAAUUAAUUACAUAGGCCUACUGUGGUAAAACAUAUAUAAAUAUAUAUCUCACGCAUCGUAUAGUAAAUAAUAACAAAACAAACAAUAAUUAAUUAUUUAUAGUGAAUACUAUUUCAUUUGUUUUUCAGAUAUGACUUAUCAUUAUCAUUGACCACUAGUAGAGAAUAACAGAACAAACAGUAAUUAAUUAGUUAUAGUGUGUACAGGCAGACUAUUUUCAUACAUUUGUUCAAAUAUGAAUUAUCAUUAUCAUUGACCACUAUGUCACUAUGUUCUGAAAAUCCAUGUACUCUGUAAUGCUGUUCUCUUAAUAACAUUUUUUUAAGCUCAUUUUUAAAAAUGUAAAACUUUUCUAUCUUUUUGAUGCUCAAGGUAAGAGCACUAAAAAGGAUUUUGGGGUGAUAUAUUGCACUUUUGUGAUAUUGGGCUGUUUUGUGUGUUUCUCUGUGGAAAUCAUUCCUGUGUCUUGUUGGGUAGUCAUGGCACUCACUAUUUAAAGAAGAAAAUUGGGUGAGAGAUUUGAAAAAGCAGAUACUUUUGUAGAUAUAUAAAGAUGGAAGCGACAUUAUUUGAAAUUCUUAGAAAAUAACCCUGCAGGGCUCGCUUGGUGCAGCCCCUUUCAUUAUUCUUAAUGCUCGUUUUUGAAUAAUGAAUGACCGCUUUGCCAGACUUGAAAUACCCCAAAAUAAGACACCAUACCACAAUAGACUAUGCAUAAGAGCAUAAUAAGCACAUAUUAUUGUUUUUUCACUGCAGCAGUUUUUCAGCAUUCUGAGUAUAUAGCAGCAUUUACUUAGCUUUUUAUUGUGCAUUUCAAUAUGUUUAUCCCACUUUGGAUUCUUGUCUAACCAGAUACCUAAAAAUUUUGUGUUUGAAGUUUGUAAAAUCUUCUGUUCACCAAGUUUCAAGACUAUAUUGGGCUUUACUUGAUUCGAUACAUGACUGAAAUUCAUCCAUACUGUUUUUUUCUCAUUUACAAAUAAACAGUUAUCUCUAAACCAUUUUCCUGCUUCUUCUUUUGUAUUUCUACUUUUUGUUGCAAGUCAGUCUCAUUUCGAGCUUUAAUAAAAAGACUUGUAUUGUCUGCAUACAAUACAGCAUUAGCUAGUGUUCAACAGUUUGGUAGGUCAUUUAUGAAAAUCAAGACCAAGAGGGGUCCCAGCACAGAACCUUGUGACACUCCAUUACUAACUUUCUUAUAUUCUGAAAAGUAAGAGGUUCCUUCGUGAACUAUUUCUACUUUCUGGUAUCUGUCUGACAGGUAUGAUCGAAACCAGCUGUGAACAGUACCACAUACACAAUAGCAAUAUAGUUUCUCAAGCAAUAAUUCAUUAUCAAUAGCAUCAAAUGCCUUUGAUAAAUCUAAAAACACCCCACAGUUUACUUCGUUAUGAUCUAUAAAGAUCAGGAGAAGUUUUAGGAAAUUAUAUACAGCUGUUUCAGUUGACCUAUUUUUUCUGAAGCCAUUUUGCUCACUGUUUAAUAUUCUACUUGUGUUCAGGAAAGCGGAGAGUCUUUCAUGCAUUAUUCUUUCAAUAACUUUUGAGAAACAGGAUAUCAGGGAUAUGGGUCUGAAGUUUUUUACACCAUGAGGAUCACCAUUUUUAUAUAAUGGUUUUAUUAUUGACAGCUUUAGUUCUUUAGGGAAAGUGCAAGUGCUGAAAGAGGCAUUAAUUAUAUCUACAAGGGGACGAGCAAUAUUUAUACUGUGUUUAAGUACUUUAUCUGGAAUGCCAUCAGUGCCACAAGACAAUUUAUUUUUUAGUUUGUUGAUUGCAUUCUGUACUUCUUGUACACUUACAGGGUAUAAGAACAUAGUUUUAGAAUUUGUGGAGAUGUUAUGUUUAAUUUUUGUUUGACUUUGGGUUUUUAUGAGCCUUUGUACAAUACUUGCAUAA
This is a messenger RNA of Schistocerca piceifrons (Central American locust), 5806 nucleotides long. It is a transcript of the gene Fer3HCH, whose product is annotated as soma ferritin. Gene Ontology annotation, biological process: iron ion transport; intracellular iron ion homeostasis. Gene Ontology annotation, cellular component: cytoplasm. The transcript has 3 exons. Gene Ontology annotation, molecular function: ferrous iron binding; ferric iron binding. Lineage: Eukaryota; Metazoa; Arthropoda; Insecta; Orthoptera; Acrididae. The record is from RefSeq and is a predicted model, not a curated record. The coding region runs from base 67 to 579 and encodes 170 amino acids.